AUGAGGUUCUGUACGGUCGCAAAACUAUUAGUGCUUUUUGGUUUGCUGUGUGGCGUGCCUUCAUCGCUCGGCCAAGAAAGUCGUUUAACGUGUGGCCGACGUAGAGUGAAAUCGGUGUACCUCAUACACAAUGGCAUUGAUGCUAAGGCAGGUCACUGGCCAUGGCAUGUGGCUAUCUUCCAUCAACAGCAGUUUCAGAACGAAUACGCCUGUGGAGGCGUAAUCGUUGAUGAGAAUACAGUUCUCACAGCUGCUCACUGUGUCUACACCGCCAAUGGGAAAGUCCCUCUGGACCGGAUCACGGUGACUGUCGGGCAGUUAGAUCUGACAGAAGAGAACGAAUACACAAAAACGCACUAUUUGCUGGAAAUAAUAGUACAUCCUAGGUACGGUUCAACGAGCAUUAUCAACGACAUUGCCCUGUUGAAGCUGUCAACUAACAUCACAAUGACGAAGUACGUACAGCCGGUAUGCCUCUGGACCAUGGACAGCAAUCAGGAGACGCUCGUAGGCAAAAAUGGUACCAUCGUUGGAUUCGGGCUAAACGAGCAGGAUGUUGUAUCGAAUCAGCUAAAGCAGGCGCUGAUCGGUGUCGUGGAUGCGUUAACAUGCAUCGCAAGUGAUCGUGCCGUGUUCGGCACUCACCUGACCCCGGACAUAUUCUGUGGCAGAGGGCAGAUGGGUGUGAGUGCGUGCAAUGGAGAUAGUGGUGGCGGUAUGUUUUUCGAAGUCGGUGGCAAAUGGUUCGUGCGCGGUCUGGUGUCAUUUAUACCGCUGCGGGGCAAUACCGGGCUUUGUGAUCCGUUGAAGUACACCGCCUACACCGAUGUGGCAAAACAUUUCCAAUGGGUUGUGCAGUACGUGGACAACCGUGUACUCUCUUUCGAGAACGAUGUGCUCGAUAUAGAUUACGAAGAAAAGCUACGACUGUUCAACUUUGGCACGUGUGGUGUGACAUCUUCCACGCAGCUCAACGAUGGAACUAGAUGGACACUACCCUGGCUUGGAUUCGUCAUCCUAUCUGGCGAGUCGGACAGUGCACCGAACACACGUUGUACGGUAACGCUAAUAAGCGAUUGGUACGCUGUUGGUCCUGCACAUUGUUUCGCGAGUGAUGGCAUUGAACGCUGGAUUCUACUCGGAGGUACUUCCGAAUCGCCACCGAACUCAACGCAAACGUUGCAAAUCGAACGAAUAAUCACACAUCCAAAGUACGACAGCAAUAGUUUUGCUAGCAACGUCGUGCUGAUCGAGUUGCUAAACGCAGCCAACACGACGCUACCGAACAUAAGACCCAUCUGCAUACCGGCGAUUCCUGAGCUCCGUACGAAUCAGAUGUCGAACCUAUCCGUCGCAUCGAUCUCGACGCAUGCAAAAUCAUACACCAGUCAUCCGGUGAGUUUCGUGAGUACAGACCACUGUAAGGCCCAGUACGCUGAGUUGGGGUUCAAUAUAAGCUGGCACAAUCAGCGAUUCUGUGCGCAAAUAUCACCUGAAGAUGACACCACAUGCAACUCCCUGAAAAGUGGAGCACCACUGCAAGAGUUGCGCACGUUUGGCGAUGCGGAACGCUACUUUAUGCGUGGAUUCGAACUGUUUGGGUUGGGUUGUGCCACAGAAACGCCACCGGUUUACAACAGUAUGGACGAGUAUAUGGACUGGCUGCUGUACAACAUGCGGUACAACAUUCUGGACAAAGCUGAAGCGAUAAAACCUGCAAUAGUGACCACGCCGAAGCAGACCCUAGACACAGAGUGGCGCAAGUUACAGCAGCAACCUGGGAAGGAAAAUUUACGCCUGUUCAAUAUGGACACCUGUGGCUUGCCGGCCACGCGCAAGCAAAACUUGGGAAAGGCCAUCCUGUUUCCGUGGGUUGGCUUUUUCCAAGGUGCCGAACAUAUUACGGACGAUGCAUCUUUGACGAAAGGUUUGGCAGUGCUGAUAAGCGAAUGGUACGCUAUAGUUCCCAAGCGUAGUGUACAGGACAAUACAACUUGGCGUUUACUUAUCCUGGGAAGGUAUAAUCUAGAGGACCCUUCCAACUGCUACACAACCGUGUGCGAAGUAACGCACCAAAUGGUGGAAAUAAAGAACGUUAUCCUGCCACCGAGCGGUCAUCCAAGGCAAACGUUCGCGCUGGUUGAGCUGCUAGAACCGGCAAACUUUUCCAUACCCUACAUCCGACCAAUAUGCCUCCCGUUUAUGGAGCAGUUGCACCAACGCCAACCGACCCAGGUCGUUCUAGUGUCGAACAAAUCGUUCUACACCGAAAGCAAGAAGCUAACGAUGAUCGACUAUUUGAACUGCCAGCAACGAAUGCUGCUGCAGGAACAUUUGGUCACAUUCGACGGUGACUUUCCGUGUGCGAUCGAGACGGAAAACUACAGGCAGAUACCAUUAGCCUCUGCUUUGGGCAGCACGUUACAGCGGCCGGAACGGGUUGGUGGACGUACGCGUUACUUUCUUUAUGGCAUGGAUACGAAUGAAGAGAAAAUUUUCUCAGACCUUAUCUACGGUCCGUAUCUGUUCGCCACGGUGCUGAUGGCGGAUCUCGAUUGGAUAGUGGAAACAGUGCAGUUGAAAGAGCACAAUACAUCGUUGCCUAGCGUUACGAGUAACGUCGAUCAUGGGAGAGUUACUUUGCCACCGUUGGAAGUCAACACAACCAAGCGAAGUUUGUUUAAUUUUAGCAACUGCGGGAUAAAUACGCUGCUGAGUGAUCCAUCGAAUAGCUAUCCUAUUCCGUGGAUCGGGAAUGUCGUCUCAAAUGCGCCAUUUUUCAAUGUGAGCCGUUGUUCCGUAACGCUCAUAAGCGAAUGGUACGCCGUUGGACCGGCGUACUGUUUCAGUGAUACUAAGCAAGAACAUUACGUGGUGUUCGGUGUUAUUAGUCAAUAUACUAGAAGGGAAUGUUCUAAAGGUGAAACGGGUGCAGACUGUGCGCUUCCACUUCAACGCAUCUUAGUACAAAACGUCACCAUCCAUCCGGAGUACAACCUUUCCAACUACGUCAAUGAUUUAGCGUUGGUGAAGCUAACCACACCCGUGGACACCUCUCUACCAAAUGUGAAACCCAUCUGCCUUCCCAUCUUGGACGAAAUCCGCAGCUAUGACACAUCGGGUCUGGUGAUGGCUACUACGAGCAACACGGUAUACAAUUACGGCGUUCUACCCGUAGGAAGCAGAUAUGUAGAUCCCGCUGAGUGUCAUAAGCGCUGGAAGGGUUUGGCAGUAAGAUUUACCGUGGGCAUCUCGAACUAUUGUAUUAUAUCUAAACGAACGCCUGACGAUGAGUGUCUCGGUGUAUUUACGGGUGCAACACUCCAUACGGUUCAUAAGGUACAGUCCGCUGAAAGAGCCUUUCUUCGUGGCUUUGAUUUGAUCGUACCGAGAGGAUGCAGUCGUUAUUAUCCGCUAGUUUACCUCAACACCGAUGGUUACUUGAGUUGGAUCAUGGAAAACAUGGACGAUGAAAGUCUGCCAUCGGGCGUCCCAUUCGAUUUGCAUAAAGAACUCAUUUUUAACUAA
This is a messenger RNA of Anopheles marshallii, 3528 nucleotides long. RefSeq lists its product as uncharacterized. The transcript has 5 exons. Bases 1 to 3528 code for a protein of 1175 amino acids. The record is from RefSeq and is a predicted model, not a curated record. Gene Ontology annotation, biological process: proteolysis. Gene Ontology annotation, molecular function: serine-type endopeptidase activity. Lineage: Eukaryota; Metazoa; Arthropoda; Insecta; Diptera; Culicidae.